This is a messenger RNA of Acyrthosiphon pisum (pea aphid), 1762 nucleotides long. RefSeq names its product zinc finger protein 239-like. Gene Ontology annotation, molecular function: RNA polymerase II transcription regulatory region sequence-specific DNA binding; DNA-binding transcription factor activity, RNA polymerase II-specific. Gene Ontology annotation, biological process: regulation of transcription by RNA polymerase II; embryo development. Bases 469 to 1320 code for a protein of 283 amino acids. NCBI's taxonomy places the organism in Eukaryota, Metazoa, Arthropoda, Insecta, Hemiptera, Aphididae. The transcript has 3 exons. The record is from RefSeq and is a predicted model, not a curated record. Gene Ontology annotation, cellular component: nucleus.
ACGGAUUUCUAUACGAGUGACGGUGGCACACUAAAAGUUUACAGUAAGUCGGUAAGAUUUAGUGUAUAGCACAUAGUAUUGUGUCAAUGAGCAGUAAAUAAGAUAUCGAGAAUUUCGAGUUAUCAAGGUUCAAGCUAUUGAGAGUACACUGUACAAUAUAAUUUACAAACCUCUAAACAGUGGUUACUAAUUCAACAUGUUUCUUCUACUUGAGCCAAGACUAAAUUGUUUUGAAAAAAUCUAAGAUACUUAUUUAAGUACUACCGUAAUACCUGCCAAUAGUCAUUUAACUAAAACUGAAGAAAAUUUUUACACAAUGGAAUCCGAAAUCAAAAUUUAAAGAGAUAUUAUUGACGGUUGUGAAUUUAAUGGAACAGUUAAUAGACAGAGCUCUUCAGAAGUCAUUAUUUGUAUGAAUUCGGAGAAGACAACUUAAGAGAAAACCCAUCGACUGAUAUCUGUGAUACCAUGUCUACAGCAUCAAAUUUAAUAAAGCAUGAAAUAUGUCGUAUCGUACCGAUAUAUAAAGAAAAAUUUAAAUGUGAUACCUGUGAUAAAAAGUUUACUACUAAAGAAGAUUUAACAACACACAUAUUUACACUUACCGGACAAAAGCUUUAUAAAUGUAAUAUAUGUGAUAAAGGUUUCUCUCGGAACGCCGAUUUAAAAAUCCAUAAAAGGACACAUACAGGUGAAAAUCCAUUUAAAUGUGAUAUAUGUGAUAAAGGUUUCUCUCGGAACGCCUAUUUAAAAAUCCAUAAAAGAAAACAUACGGGUGAAAAUCCAUUUAAAUGUGAUAUAUGUGAUAAAGGUUUCUCUCGGAACGCCAAUUUAAAAAUCCAUAAAAGAAAACAUACGGGUGAAAAUCCAUUUAAAUGUGAUAACUGCGAUAAAAGGUUUUUUUCUAAAGCAUAUUUAAAAAUACAUAUCAAUAAACAUAAUGAAGUAAAACCUUAUAAAUGUAAUUUAUGCGAAAAAGGGUUUUCUACUAAUCGAAUAUUAACAAACCAUAAGGAGACACAUACCAGAAAAAAGUUGUUUAUAUGUAAGAUCUGUGAACAAUGUUUUUCUGAUGCAUCAACUUUAAAAAAACAUACUCGGACACAUGAAAAAAGUAAUAAAAUGUCUACAGCAUCAAAUUUCAUAAAGCAUAAAAUAUGUCGUAUCGUACCGAUACAUAAAGAAAAAUUUAAAUGUGAUACCUGUGAUAAAAAGUUUUCUACUAAACCAGAUUUAACAAAACACACGAAGACACAUACCGGCGAAAAGCCGUACAAAAUGAUAUCUGUGACUAAGGAUUUUAUAAGAACGCAGAUUUAGACUACAUACAAGUAGACAAGGACAUCAGAUUAAAGUUUUAUUAAUAUCAUCUCCAUCAUCAAUCUUUCUCAUGUAUUCACUCUAAAAAUCCUUAAUUAAGUGUAUUUAUGGAUAAGUUAUACAAAAAUAUAUUGCUUUAUGUUGAUUUAAAUAAGAUUAAUAUCAAAGUUAUUUAAAAGCUGUGUAAUUAACGUGUACUUAGAAAUCAACUCCUUUUAAUUUUCAUGUCUAAUUUAUAAGUUUUGUAAGUCUUGGAUAUCAAAAAAUUGCAUUUUCUUUAGGACUUUUGAUGUUAUGUUUUCUGAUUUUAAUGUACAGUUGUUUUUGAACUUAGUCCACAUUCGUCACAGUUUAACUUCUGUUAAAGAAAUACCAUUUGCUUUUUAAUAUCUGGCAACAAUUUUGGCUCAGAUAAUUAUAAUAAUAAAUAAAUAAACAUUUA